Molecule: messenger RNA, 714 nt
Organism: Miscanthus lutarioriparius
Lineage: Eukaryota; Viridiplantae; Streptophyta; Magnoliopsida; Poales; Poaceae
Source: the annotation of a GenBank genome assembly
AUGCGCACUCCGGCGGGCCUCCUCCACUCAGCCAUCUCUGACACCCCAUCUCCGGCUGCUUCUUUGCCUCUCCUGCUCCAUGCUCAUGCAGAGGAGCAGCAACAGCAGCAGGCCAUCUCCGUGGACUCCAACACGGUGGUCAUCCUGGCGUCCCUCCUCUGCGCCCUCAUCUGCGUGGCCGGCCUUGCGCUCGUCGCCCGGUGCGCCUGCCGCAGAGGAGGAGGAGGAGCCUCUGUGUCACUGGUGGCCAGUAGUGGCGGCAACAGCUCUGGCGGCAGGUCGUCCGCCCAGCCGCCCAGGGGACUGGAGAAGGCGGCCAUCGAGGCGCUGCCCACCGUCUCCGUCUCUUCUUCCCUGAAUAAACUGAAAGGAAGGACAAGAGAGGACGACAAGGAGUGCGCCAUCUGCCUGGCGGCGUUCGCGGAGGGAGACCAACUCCGCGUGCUGCCGCGCUGCGCCCACGGCUUCCAAGGGGCCUGCAUCGAUACCUGGCUCACCGCCCACGCCAGCUGCCCCUCCUGCCGCGCCACCAUCGUCGGCUCCGUCAUCUCGCCAUCGCCGCCGCCGCUGUGCCGGAGGUGCGGGGCAGCCUGCUGCGACCUGCAGGACGCCAUGGCAGCACCGGAGACUGCUGCUGCUGCUGCAGCUGCGGGCUUGCUUACUCCGUGGCCGAUCGAUGGAGCGAGCUUGUCAUCAUCCACAUCCAUCCACUGA